Molecule: messenger RNA, 8465 nt
Organism: Oncorhynchus gorbuscha (pink salmon)
Lineage: Eukaryota; Metazoa; Chordata; Actinopteri; Salmoniformes; Salmonidae
Gene: nhsb
Product: Nance-Horan syndrome b (congenital cataracts and dental anomalies)
Exons: 15
Coding region: 1-5310 (1769 amino acids)
Biological process (GO): lens development in camera-type eye; cell differentiation
Source: RefSeq, a predicted model, not a curated record
AUGGGUAACUCGCAGAGAAAGAUUCCUCCCUGUCGCAUGCAGAGGAGGAAGAGGAGUAGGAGAGGAGGAAGACAGGAGAAGGACAUUGCAGCUGUCUCUAACCUGGAUGUGGAGAGUAAGCUAACAGUGCACUACCAGGCCCCAUGGCACCAGCACCACAACGUGUUUCACCCCUGCAGCCGGCCGCCAUGCGUAGAGGAGCUCCACAGACAUGCCAAGCAGAGCCUGCGAGCCAUGCACAGAGACCAACAGCAACGUCAACGGUCGAACAGCCGCGAGCGCAGAGUGACCAUCUCCAUCUCUGGGGCUCCUCCAAUGCCCACCCUCCCUUCCCCACGCACCCUCAGACGGCACGAGCAGAGGGGCAGGGGAUACACAGAGAGACACGUGAGAGAGACAGACAUCCAGACAAUACACAGAAAGGAGAGACCUGGAAGGGAGGGUCACUGUCCCACUAUACAGAGAAAGUAUGACCGUACCCGCUCCCCCUCCCCCACUGAAUGUUGCCUCUUCACCCCAUGGACCAGAAAGGCUGCCCCUACCACUGACCCUGAUGCUGAGCCUGCAGUGGCCCACAGGUCUACUGGUGCUAUCCCCAACCCCCCCUCCACACUGGACAAGCAGACCAACUGGUCCAAGGCCCUGCCUCUGCCCACCCCUCAGGAGAGGAUGAAGAGUGACCCAGCAGUCGUGUCCUCGUGCAUCAUCCCCAUCAACGUCACUGGGGUGGGGUUCGACAGGGAGGCUAGUGUGCGCUGCUCCCUGGUACACUCCCAGUCUGUGCUGCAGAGGAGGAGGAAGCUGAGGAGGAGGAAGACCAUCACCGGGAUCCCCAGACGAGUUCAACAGGACAUGGACUCUGAUGAGUCUCCAGUGACAAGGGAAAGGACAGUGGUGGUCCACACCAACCCUCACCUGUCCCUCUGUCAGGAGGAGCUGUCCCUCCGAGGGGGACACACCAAGGACUCCGGCUGCCAGACGGACGACUGCCUGACCGGUGGCGGUGGCGCCCCGUCCAGGAGACGUAUACGUGCCCAGCGCGGCGGCCAGGGGGGCAUCCCCGCCUCCCUCUCCCACUCCACCGGGAACAUCUCCUCACUCCCCGACCACCCUGACACCGCCAUGUACACCGCCUCCGGCUCCCGCCUCCGCUCCCGCAGCCUCCCCCGCGAGGGCGGCCGCAUACGCGACGAGGACCAGGACGACAGUGACGAAGAUGAGGAUGAUGAUGACGACGAUGAUGACGAAGAUGAGGAGCUCUCUCCAUACGAGACGGAGGACUUCCUCCCGGGAACGGGGCCAAGGAUGUUAAAAGAGGAGGAGGAGAGUACGGAUGACCAGGCCAUGCCAGAGCUGCAGCUGGGGAGUCUGAAGAGAAUACAGCAAGGAGACGGGGGGAGUCCAGAACACAUGUGGAUGGAGAGGGGUCGCUCCCGCCUCCCCCGUCAGGUCGACAUGGGGAACUGUGAGAUCUCCUCCAGCUCAGACACCUUCAGCAGCCCCAUCCACUCUGUCUCUACUACGGGGGUGCUGAGAGGACAGAUAGACCACAAGGAGGACCACCAGUCGUCCAGUGGUAACUGGAGUGGCAGCAGUUCCACAUGCCCCUCCCAGACCUCUGAGACACUCCCCCCCGCCGCAUCCCCCCCUCUGACCGGCUCCUCCCACUGUGACUCGGAGCUGUCGCUCAACGCCGCGCCGCACGCCAUCGAUGACCUCACCGGCUUUAUCAUCGACCCCUACCAUUCGGAUCAGCCGCAGGGCCAGGGUCAUAGGUCCAGCUCCUUCACCUCCUCAGCCACUGACCAGCUGGAUGAUGCAGGGGUCAGUACUGCCAGCGAGGGAGAGUGGACCUACCCUCAAGACCAGGCUGAUCAGGACCAGCUGUGUAGUCAGGACUUCAGCCCCAGGCGUUCGUCCAGGGGGGACCAGACCAGGAUAGACUUCACCAACAUCAGCAGCUACGACGGCUUCUCAGACCGAGCUCCCCCUACUGCUGCAGCAGACUCCCAGGGCUUCUACUCAUCCUCCAUGCACUUUGACUCCAUGCAGGGCCAGAGUUACAGGAGAUACAUGUACAACUAUGCAGCAGUGGGCUCUGGCGCUGACUGUGGCCAGGGUAAUACUGUGGGCGCUACGCCUGGUGAGGGAGAGGGCAUGGCUGGGUAUCCUCCUCAGUCCUCUGACUACAGGGGAGCCACCCUGACGCUAGGGAGGCCGUGUCGUCCGCUGAAGAAACCAAAGGUCAAGCCACCCCCACCAAAACGGAGCUCCUCGCUGAAGGAGACGUGUAGCGCUGGUGCUCCAGAGAACAUCCCCCCUGAGCAGGGCAAUGAGCAGGGCGAUGAGCAGGGCGAUGAGCAGGGCGAUGAGCAGGGCAAUGAGCAGGGCGAUGAGCAGGGCAAUGAGCAGGGCAACCAGGACCAACCAAAGAUUCAUAGUAGUGGGCAGACCCAGACCCUGAACCUGCCCAUGUCUUCCAGAGACAGAGAGAUGAGGCUGCAGCUGGACAUGGCCAGCCCGGGGGAGGUGGAGAAUCCUGGGUUGGAGGCUGAGGUGUUGGGUGGUGGUGGUACCUGGGGGAUGGGGAGCCCCAGGAGCCCCAGGACUGUGGAGAUGACGGAGCCCACCUCGUUCGGGUCCACUGACACUCACUCUUUCAAGGACGAGGGCGCCGUUCAGUCUGACUAUGCAGACCUCUGGUUCCUCAACGACUUGAAAUCCCAAAAUAACCUGGACCCCAACGGCUCCUUGUCCAACUCCAGCACUGCUACGGGUACUACUGUUAUUGAAUGCAUCAAGUCGCCGGUGGACAGCUCCUCCUCUCCCGGGGGAGAGACCCAGGCAUUGAUGCAUUCCUCCGGAUCUUGUUCCAGCUCCUCCAGGCCCACCUCCCCUCCUCUUCCCCCCGGGGAUGGAGACUUCAAGCUGGGCUCUCCUGAGAAGCUGGCCGGCCUCGCCUCGCCCUCCAGCGGAUAUUCCAGCCAAUCGGAGACGCCCACGUCUUCAUUCCCAUUAGCGUUCUUCCCCGGCCCGCUCUCUCCGACCAGCGGGAAACGGAAACCCAAAGUCCCCGAGAGGAAGUCUUCUCUAUCCUCGCUGCAGCACCAGGCCCAGACCCAGUUCUCUAGCUCGGCCUCUGGAUCCUCCUCUUCCUGUUCCUCUUCCUCUUCCUCGUCAUCCAGGAAGGACUAUGACUUCCCGGCUCCACCCACCCAGCUGGACUUAAGUUCUCUUCACAGCGCCCAUGGCAGCCGGCCGUUACCCACUCUGGCCCACCGGACCCACAUGCACACGCUGCACCAGAACAAGCAGAGGGCAGCAGCAGCAGCAGAGGCCCGGGCCACCGCGUGUAACACUGCAGCCGUUAACGCUAAUGCUAGUGCUACAGCUAGUGCUAACGCUAACGCUAGUUCUAAUGCUAACGCUAGUGCUAGUGCUAACGCUAGUGCAGCCCCCUCUGGGUUUAUCAAUGGAUCCACUCUGACUCCAGAGGCCCCACUUGCUGCCAACCCCAUGGCCCUGGCCAUCACCCCCACUGUGCUGCGCUCCGUCCAGCUACGUUCCAUCGGCCACAGGGCCACCGAUGGUUCUCAGCCCCAGGCCCGGGGCCAGGCUCAGGGUGCUCAGGGCCAGGAGCCUCCACCACCACAAGCAUGGGCCCACGAGGCUUCAGGGGCCCCUGCCACCAGACCCAAGAUGCCCAGUGUAACCAUCGUGACCCCCCACUCUGACACCAACACCAGGCCCCUGCCACCCAGGAGACCCAUCGCCCAGAAACCCCCACCACCACCGACCCAGGACCCCCACCACCCUUCUCAGGAGCACCACCACUCUGUACCCCAGCCCCAGCACCACCCCACCCCCAUGCAGCACCCGGACGGCCCCCCGACCUAUGAGAGCCUGGCCAGGCACCGGCAGGACCGCUACAGCCCCGGAACCUUCUGGGCAAUGACGGCGUUCCGGACGCGCCCUGCGGAACCUUUGGAACUUGAGGAACCCACGCACCGAGCGCCACCGCCAACUCCGGAACCCGUGAUUCCUACUACACACCCGGAGUGCCACGUGCUAGGGGAACGGAUAGAGGAUGAAGAAGACGAGGAGGAGGAAGAGCACGAUAGAGAGAUAUCAAGGGUUAUGAGUCACAGUCAAGGCCUCAUUAGAGAAUAUCGAGAAUAUCAUCAAAGAGAUCAUCCAAGGGAACCACCGACGUACGAGACGCUAGAGGAGUCCCACUCAUAUCAGUCCCAGUCACAUUAUCACAGCCAGUCACAGACACACUCCUGUCACAGUCAAAUGGUCCAGAGGUGGGACUUGGGCCCAAGCAGCGGUCCUGACAAAGUGCCCGGUGUAACGGUGGAAGCAUCACACCCUUACUCAAUCAGCCAUGUGAUAGAUCUAAGAGGUCGGAGCGGAGAGGACCGCUAUGAGAUGACAUCAUCAGGGGUUCCUACCAGAAGUGCCUCUCAGGAUAACAGCAGAGAUGACUCCACCACACCGGACACAGAGGACUACUUCAGCAAAGAGUCUACUAGUCCCAGUGAUAACUCGCUCUCUCCUCUGACUGACGAAACAACCAAACCUGAUGAUGAUGUUGUCUUCAUGUCGCCCAGCAAAUCACGUACUACCGAAGACCUGUUCGCUAUGAUCCACAGGUCCAAGAGAAAAGUCCUGGGCCGUAAAGACUCUGGAGAGCUGAGUGGGAAGAGCCGUCUGUGUCCUCCUCCGGCUGCCGUCGUUCCACCUGCAGCUAUCCUCCCAGCCAUCCCCCCUCCGCCCCCUCUCAUCAUCCCCCCCGCCCCAGCCCUCUCCACCCUGACCGCGGCCGGGACCCAGCGCACCCCAGGACCCAUCUACCGCAGCGCCAAGAAGUCCAGCACCUCCAACGAGGAGUUCAAGCUGCUUCUCCUGAAGAAGGGCAGUCGGACUGAUUCCAGCUACCGCAUGUCUGCUACAGAGAUCCUCAAGAGCCCCAUCGCCCCUAAGUCCCCUGGGCACCCCUUGGCUGCUGAGGGCCAGGUCAGGUACCCCACCGAGGAGCCCCCCUCUCCCCUGCAGGAGCCAUCAUUGCAGGCGGACGGGGAGCAACUCUUCCCCCCCAGCCUCUUCCCCAGGCCCAGUUCAGACAGCUUCAGCCCUAAAACACCCCCACGUCGGCUUCGUCCAGACAGGGCGCUCCCGGAUCCCCCUGCAGCCAAUAGUAGUCGCUACAGCACCCGUAGCCGACUCUAUACGGCACCCAUGCAGGUCAUAUCAGAGGGGGAGACUGAGAACUCAGAUGGGAGUCCCCAUGAUGAUCGCUCCGCGUAAUGAUCGCUCUGCUCAGUGCAGAAACAUGUACCCUAAUCCUUAUUUGGUGUGCUACUUUUGAUCAGGGCCCAUAUAAGGAAUAGGGUGCCAUUUGGGACGAAGACAUAUUUAUAUGGAUCUGGUUCAGUGCUGUUACUGUUCUUAUCUACUGAGUACUGACGGAUACACAACUCAACAAAGAGGGUAUAACCAGAGAGAAGACUACUCUGGACUGCCUGCCUGGGGGUUUGAUAUCUUGGUGCAGAACUGAAGAACACAACUUUGUGUUUUGUUCAGAGUGUAAAGAAAGAUUUUUUUUUUUCUUGUUUUGAACUUUGAACUCCCUUUUUAAAUAACCCAAGAUCCUGUAUUGAGUGAAACGUGGACAAGAGGAUAAAAAUGGAGCGGUAAAGACAACCUGUGUGUGUGUUGGAGCCUAAUGGAACAUCCAUCGUCAUUUUUUAUCUUCUUGGAUGUUGGAUGACUUGUAUGUCGUGUCCUAACGUGACCCUAAAAUAACUGCUUUCCGAAAGAAUUGCAUUUCUCUCUACACUUACACAGAGGACAGGUCAUUAUUUCAACCAUAAACAAAAUAUUCCCAGUCGACAAAAAUGAAUAAGCUAUAUGUUUUGUAUUGCUACCGCCCCAACACAAAACAAUGGACUGUGAUCACUAUUGACAACCAUGUGUCAAAGUAUUGUUUUACCAAGAGUGAGUUAACAACACACAUAGGUCAACAUGCCAUCCUCACAUAGAUAAACUACAUGUAAAGGAAUAGGAAUGACCUAUGACCCUAGAAGAGCUCUCAGUGCAGGGAUUCCUGGCAGGGACACAUAAGGGAAAUAUUUGGUCUUGUUGAAGUGAUGUGGUGCAGAUGUCAAGGUGUCAGAAGAGAUGAUGGGACAAUCGUGUUGUGGCCUUUCUGCGCUGGAGGGCCAAGCAUGCCGGGGAUUGACUCGUGCUGUGGCCUUUCUGCGCUGGAGGGCCAAUCAUGCCGGGGAUUGACUCGUGUUGUGGCCUUUCUGCGCUAGAGGGCCAAGCAUGCCGGGGAUUGACUCGUGCUGUGGCCUUUCUGCGCUGGAGGGCCAAUCAUGCCGGGGAUUGACUCGUGUUGUGGCCUUUCUGCGCUAGAGGGCCAAGCAUGCCGGGGAUUGACUCGUGUUGUGGCCUUUCUGCGCUAGAGGGCCAAGCAUGCCGGGGAUUGACUCGUGCUGUGGCCUUUCUGCGCUGGAGGGCCAAGCAUGCCGGGGAUUGACUCGUGCUGUGGCCUUUCUGCGCUAGAGGGCCAAGCAUGCCGGGGAUUGACUCGUGUUGUGGCCUUUCUGCGCUGGAGGGCCAAGCAUGCCGGGGAUUGACUCGUGCUGUGGCCUUUCUGCGCUGGAGGGCCAAGCAUGCCGGGGAUUGACUCGUGCUGUGGCCUUUCUGCGCUGGAGGGCCAAGCAUGCCGGGGAUUGACUCGUGCUGUGGCCUUUCUGCGCUGGAGGGCCAAGCAUGCCGGGGAUUGACUCGUGCUGUGGCCUUUCUGCGCUGGAGGGCCAAGCAUGCCGGGGAUUGACUCGUGCUGUGGCCUUUCUGCGCUGGAGGGCCAAGCAUGCCGGGGAUUGACUCGUGCUGUGGCCUUUCUGCGCUGGAGGGCCAAGCAUGCCGGGGAUUGACUCGUGCUGUGGCCUUUCUGCGCUGGAGGGCCAAGCAUGCCGGGGAUUGACUGACUACUCUAGAGGAGAUAUUUACGACUCUAAAAACAAACAAAGAGAGAAAAGCUAUGGAGGGUCUUUCCCACUAAUGUUUGGCUAGCUAGCUGGGAGGUUGAAAUGGAUCGGGUUUUCAAAGCCUAACUUCUCCUUUGCACUUCGUCAUUAUGAAUUCUUCAAGAAUAUUCCUUGAGAAAAAUAAAACUAAUCUUAUAAUGGAAAAUUCCUAUUGUGUAUAUUUGUAUUGAAUAUAAAAGAACAUAGCUAUAUGAAGAGACAUACAAAAGAUUUUUUAACGUCACAAACCCAUCAUUUGUAGCAGAGUGGAUUGGGGACGUAGAAAUUGAAUAACUACAUUCUAGAAUGACUAGAUUCUGUUUCUAUGGGGAUAGGUGGGGGGGGGGGUGCAAUCUUUCCGUAGUUCCGUAACAUCAGUAGCCAGGGGCACGUCGCAAAGCCCAACACAUGAAUCAUACAACCUUAUUAAGAGAAACAACAAAUCAUCAGUCCUUGUGAAAAUAUCGGUUGAAUCUUUAAGAUUUCACUCAAAUAUUACGCUUCUCUCUAGUGUUUUUUCUUUCAGGUUUUAAGCUAAUUUAACAUAACAAAUGGGUUAUACAUUUUAAGUAAUGACAUUCUGGUGAACAGACCAAUCUUGAAGAGUUGUGUUUCUACAUUGAAAAACAAACUGUAGAUCAAUGAAGUCACUCAGUGUGUUCUAUGAAUACCUCUGCAACCAUAUUACUGUUCGUUUGUACAGAUCUAACAUAGAGAUACAUAGAUAAAAGGACAACUGUUACUCAGCGAAAUUUGAAUUGCAGAACUAACUGAACUGACACUGUGUACGAGGUUACAGGAGGAAACAAGCUGUGAACUCAUUAGAAUUUGACAUGAAUUAAUAUCUGUUGCUGCAGAGCACUGUUGUGUUCGUUGUUUUCGUCGUAUUUUCAUCUAUCGCAUGCAAUAAACAAAAAAACACCAUAUCAUUUUCAAGAGGGGAAAUAUCUGUUAGAGAUACUACCACGAGAAAGAUAUCGAAUUUUCAGUUUCAUUUUUGAAUAUGUAAAGUUGGGUGUAAUUCAAUAUAUGUACAAAAUGUUUGACAAUUCUGUUUUGUAUAGUUGUGUUCAUGGACAGGGGGGUAUCUUGUACUGUAAAAUGAACAAAAAUGACUGGACAAUCAAACAGAGAAUUUGGAAAAACGUAAGAAAGCUAUAAGAGUACGUAGGUUCCAGGUAAGGGAUGAGUAUGUUCUGGAGUUAGUUAUUACGUAGGUUCCAGGUAAGGGAUGAGUACGUUCUGGAGUUAGUUAUUACGUAGGUUCCAGGUAAGGGAUGAGUACGUUCUGGAGUUAGUUAUUACGUAGGUUCCAGGUAAGGGAUGAGUACGUUCUGGAGUUAGUUAUUACGUAGGUUCCAGGUAAGGGAUGAGUACGUUCUGGAGUUAGUUAUUACGUAGGUUCCAGGUAAGGGAUGAGUACGUUCU